Eleginops maclovinus (Patagonian blennie) is the source of this 574-nucleotide messenger RNA. It is a transcript of the gene romo1, whose product is annotated as reactive oxygen species modulator 1. Lineage: Eukaryota; Metazoa; Chordata; Actinopteri; Perciformes; Eleginopidae. The record is from RefSeq and is a predicted model, not a curated record. Gene Ontology annotation, cellular component: TIM23 mitochondrial import inner membrane translocase complex. The transcript has 3 exons. Gene Ontology annotation, biological process: protein insertion into mitochondrial inner membrane; protein import into mitochondrial matrix. The coding region runs from base 185 to 424 and encodes 79 amino acids.
CCACCGGCGGCGCUGUUUCUUUUAUCCUCCACAUUACUCCUCUCUCCCCCCUCUCUCUCUCUCUCCGUCUCUAUCCGGUUAUGGAGGUCUGCUAAAAGGCAUUUAACCACAGCUGCAUCAAACCCUUGACCGUCCCUCAGUCAGGAUCCAGAAAAACAGACACAUUUCACACUCAUAGUCCAAGAUGCCAGUGGCUGUCGGUUCGUACGGACAGACGCAGCCCAGCUGUUUCGACCGGGUGAAGAUGGGCUUCAUGAUGGGCUUCGCUGUGGGAAUGGCUGCUGGAGCCAUGUUCGGCACGUUCUCCUGUCUCAGGAUUGGGAUGCGUGGCAGGGAGCUGAUGGGAGGCGUGGGAAAGACCAUGAUGCAAAGCGGGGGGACGUUCGGAACCUUCAUGUCCAUCGGGAUGGGCAUCCGCUGCUGAGAGUGGGGGGAGGGAGGCACCACCUCCGCCGCCACUCACUGUUAUACAGCUAUGGGACUUUUCAAAUAACCUACAACCUGUCUGUCUGCUCGACGCUGUCUCUCUCUCUACGACAGUCCAGUUUUGUCAAUAAAAGUUCAGAUUCCUCAA